AUGAAUCUGUCGCUGGUUGAUCCCUUCAUCCUUGCGCAGGACUGUCCUGAGACCUUGACUGGGAAACUCCGCAGCGGGUCCUCUUCGCAGAUACGCUUCAACUACCGCGGCGACUUGCUUGCGUCCGGCAGGACCGAUGGCAUUAUCUCCAUAUUCGACACCGAGACCUGCGGUGUCGCUCGCAAGCUGAGGGGCCACACUGCUGCGAUAGCAACCCUUAGCUGGUCCAAGGACGGCCGCUACCUCCUCAGCGCAGGCUCCGACUGCAAGUGCGUCCUCUGGGAUCUGCAGGACGGCUCCAGGCUCCGCACAGUCCGCUUCGAAGCGCUCAUCUACACCGCUGAGCUGCACCCUUCGAACCACUUCCUCUUUGCCGUUAGCUUGCUUUCUGCCCCAGCUUUGCUCGUCGACGCCUCGGCCGAGAUACCCAAGAAGCAUGCGCUGCCUCUGAAGCUGCUGCAGCCAGGGAGGAGGGAAGAGGAUGGAUCCAAGAAGGCGGCGAAGCCCCACACGACGGCCGCUGCCUUCAUCAACUCCGGCGACUACCUUCUCACAGCGACGUCUCAAGGGCGUUUGAACAUCAUCUCCACUGCCUCCUGUGAAGCUGUCCUGUCCUUUCAGCUCUCGAGCGCGCCGAUUACAACCAUGCGCCUGACGAACUCAGGUCGGGCCGUUGCGGUUAACUCCGCCGAUCGUGUCGUGCGAACGCUUCACCUCCCAGACUUUUCGGAUGAGAAGCUGGAUGUUGGAAACUUGCGCUUGGAGGUGGAACACAAGUUUCAGGACGUCGUGAACAGACUACGCUGGAACUAUGUGUCACUGUCUCCCACCGGCGAAUAUGUCACGGCAAGCACAGGUGACAAUCACGACAUCUACGUCUGGGAGAGGGGUCAAGGCAGCCUCGUCAAGAUUUUAGAACAUUCAAAGGAGGAGCUCUACACUGUAGAAUGGCACCCAAACAAGCCCCUAAUCGCAGCUGCGGGCUCAGAGAGUGGUCGGAUUUACCUGUGGUCUAUCGUCGCGCCUCAGCGUUGGUCUGCACUUGCGCCCGAUUUCGUGGAAGUGGAGGAAAAUGUGGAGUACAUUGAGAGAGAGGACGAGUUUGAUAUCCAGCCGCUCGAAACCUUGCACAAGCGUCGGCUCGAUGCUGAAGAUGAAGACGUGGAUGUGCUUACGGUUGAACCACCAAAGGCCGGAGGAAGCGAGUGGGAAGGUGCGUUCAAGAUGCCGGUUCUUCUGGAUAUUGAGGACAGUGACAGCGAAGAUGAGAUUGAGGCAGUCGGAGCCGGACAAUAUCGAAGGAAGAGCCCCGGCAGAAACAAGGAAUGGAUGGAGGGAGGGAGUGGUGAUGAGAAGAAAGUAAAUGGCACUGCAAAAGCGAACGGGACGAAGAGGCGGCGGGGAGAUUGA
This is a messenger RNA of Coniosporium apollinis CBS 100218, 1410 nucleotides long. RefSeq lists its product as uncharacterized. Bases 1 to 1410 code for a protein of 469 amino acids. The record is from RefSeq and is a predicted model, not a curated record. Gene Ontology annotation, cellular component: Set1C/COMPASS complex. The transcript has a single exon. NCBI's taxonomy places the organism in Eukaryota, Fungi, Ascomycota, Dothideomycetes. Gene Ontology annotation, molecular function: protein binding.